Messenger RNA from Cooperia oncophora, 522 nucleotides. The record is from the annotation of a GenBank genome assembly. Lineage: Eukaryota; Metazoa; Nematoda; Chromadorea; Rhabditida; Trichostrongylidae.
AUGCAGGCUUCACAGGAGAGAGUCAUGAGCAGUUCGUUUCAGAAUGAAAUCCCGAAAGCAAGGGUAAAUCUGAAAUUAGACCUACAUACAGGUGGUGGGCAGAAGAAAGUGGAGCUUCCGCUCAAACUGCUGGUUGCCGGUGAUUUCAGUAACGGACAGGAAGAGCGUCCACUGUCAGAGCGUGUAAAAACGGAUAUUAAUAAAAACAAUUUUAAUGAUGUUCUGGCAGAUAUCUCCCCGUCUGUGCGUCUGAAUGUGGAGAACACGCUUGCCGGUGAUGGCUCUGAAGAGAGCAUCAGCCUGACGUUCCGCAAUAUGAACGAUUUCACGCCAGAGCAGGUCGCCCGACAGAUUCCCCGUCUUAAAGCCAUGCUGGCCAUGCGCAGCCUUCUGCGGGACCUGAAAGCCAAUCUGCUGGAUAACGUGACUUUCCGUAAAGAGCUGGAAAAAAUUCUGCGUGACCCGGCACUGAGCCAGACGCUGCGUGAUGAAUUGCGUGCACUGGUGCCGGAAAAGGCGUGA